Messenger RNA from Gekko japonicus, 2214 nucleotides. It is a transcript of the gene DTX2, whose product is annotated as deltex 2, E3 ubiquitin ligase. Gene Ontology annotation, molecular function: ubiquitin protein ligase activity; zinc ion binding. Gene Ontology annotation, biological process: Notch signaling pathway; protein ubiquitination. The record is from RefSeq and is a predicted model, not a curated record. Gene Ontology annotation, cellular component: nucleoplasm. Lineage: Eukaryota; Metazoa; Chordata; Lepidosauria; Squamata; Gekkonidae.
CCAAGUAAAGAGGGGCCAGGUCUGACUUGCUGAAGAUGGAAAGAUGAACUCUGACUAACACCGUUCCAAAGCUCGGUUCUCCCCUCUCCCCUGACUGGUCCAAAUGGCUGCCGGACCCAGUCAUCCGGCUGGGCCACCUGGCCCUCCCCCUGCCCUGCCCGAUCCAGGAGUGGCAGUCUGGGAGUGGCAGGACGAACUUGGCCGGUGGAGGCCGUACCGGAGUGGCGUAUGCAGCUUCAUCGAGCAGUCUUUCCAGGCCCUGCUGCUGAAGGGGCGGCGGCUGUCGGGGACCUGGCCCGUCAACGGCAGCAUCUCCCUGGGACAGGCAGACGCCUCCUUGGCCCCGUACAUCAUUGACAUUCAGAGCCUGACGCAAUUCCGGCAGGAUACAGGGACCAUGCGGGCCGUGCGUCGACACAUCUUCCAGAUGGACUCAGCGGCCGGGCAGGGCGUUGUCUGGGAGUGGCAGAACGAUGAAGGAGGCUGGUUCCCCUACGAGAUGAACGUCUGCGUCUACUUGGAGCAAGCCUUCGCCUUCCAUUGCCCCCAAGUGGAUCUCGGGCCCUUCGGCUAUAACUACGCCGUCGAUUUUGUGACUCAGACCCAGAAAAACAAGACCACCGGCUACCAGCGUAGGAUCCAGAGGCGUGUAGACUCACCGUACCCCAUAGCCACGAACACAGGGCCUGCUCAUGCAGGGCCCACCUGUUCAUGCCAACAGUGCCUGUUGAAUAGCGGGUCGGGACCCAUAACCACACGAUAUCCGCAUUCCAUGGAUGGGUCUUCAGCCGGAAUGCAGGCGGCCGGCAGGACUGCUGGGUUUGGGGCUUCUCUCCCGGGCUUCCUGCCUUAUAACAAGCCAACCAUGUCUGGAGCAAGGUCAAUGCCGAGGCUGAAUUCACACAGCACGGGGGCAGCGCCACAGCCAGCAGCGGUUCCUGGGCCAAGCCCAGGGCCGGUGGUCACGUCCCAAGGAGUUAGUGUGCCAAAACUACCUGUGAACGUGAUGAGGCCCAGCAAAUUGAGCCAAGCUCUGGCAGGUGCCUCCAGCAGCCCUGAAGAGGUGGUGAAGAAGUACUUGGAGGAGCUGAAGGCACCCCCUGCUGAUGAGGACUGCAUCAUCUGCAUGGAAAAACUGGCCGCGCCUUCGGGCUACAGCGACGUGGGCCACUGCAAGACAAUCAAGCCCGAGAGCGUGGGGAGACUCGCCAAGUGUGGCCAUGCCUUCCACCUGCUUUGCCUGCUAGCCAUGUACACCAGCGGGAACAAGGACGGCAGCCUUCAGUGCCCGUCUUGUAAGGCCAUCUACGGUGAGAAGACGGGCACUCAACCCAGCGGGAGGAUGGACGUUUCCAAACUCCCAGGCUCCCUCCCAGGCCACGAGGACUGCGGUUCCAUACAGAUCACAUACCACAUCAGCAAAGGCGUUCAGGGUCCGGAGCAUCCUAACCCAGGCAUGCCGUACUCAGCAAGGGGCUUCCCACGUUACUGCUACCUGCCCGACAACGCCAAGGGGAGAAAGGUGCUGGAGCUCCUCAGAGUGGCUUGGAAGAGGCGUUUGAUCUUCACCAUCGGGACGUCCAGCACGACGGGGGAGAGCAACACCGUGGUGUGGAACGAGAUCCACCACAAGACGGAGAUGAGCUCCAACGCCUCGGGCCACGGCUACCCAGACCCCAACUACUUGGACAACGUGUUGGCCGAGCUUGCGGCUCAGGGUGUCACAGAGGACUGCUUGAGAUCCUGAAUGUGCCCCCAGUCCAAUCUUGGAAGUGGCCAGCGACAGACAUCGGCUGUCACCCCUGUUGCCUUAAGCUUGUUUGCCCUUUUCUGAGCAAUAACACGGUCUCUGGGAUCGUCCAACCUGGCUGUGGAGACUGAGGUCUAUAUAUACAUAUACUUACACCUAUAAAAAUCUUUCUCCCCCCCCUGUCUUUUUAAGGGCUCCUGAUUCUGACCCACCUUGAAUGUACAUGGGAAGGCAUCCUCCCUCCUAUUGGAGGGCAGCGUAAAAGGACAGAACGGCUUAGCUCCGUCCUCGUAUUCUUCCACCGUAUGGUUGCUGUUACCCCCAAGUGUCCAGGGGUGGGGAGGGAAGGAGGGCAGCUUUUCUUUGUCUCCCCCCUCCCCUCAUAUCUUCCACAAGCCAGGCACUGCUGAUGCACUUUGAGGGGAACUAGCCUCUUCUUGUAGGGGAAAAAAAGGAUUUCUACC